Diversispora eburnea is the source of this 774-nucleotide messenger RNA. Lineage: Eukaryota; Fungi; Glomeromycota; Glomeromycetes; Diversisporales; Diversisporaceae. The record is from the annotation of a GenBank genome assembly.
AUGGGUUCAUACGUUAGACAACAACGCAACUUUUCUGUGGACAAUAAAAAUGAGGUUUCGCAUCCUUCCGAAAAUUUAUCACAAUCAUCAUAUUAUGAACUUCAGUAUGGUAAUUCAGAAACAAUAGGUACCAAGGAAACUCUUAUACCAACUACAGAUGUGAACGGUUAUCAAUAUAGGAAAGCAGAUAUUGGAAGAGUCAUAACUCAGGCAGAAAUUCUUACUCGUAUAGUACCGUUUUGGGAAUUGUUUAUUAGCGCGGUUGGACUUUUUGGCUAUCAUAUCGUAACAAUGGCGAUGCGUAAUAUUGGUGGACCCGGAGCUGCCUCAGUUCUUUUUUUUCAUGGUUGUAAUUCAGAAUUUUAUCAACCAAAUGUUGAUUUAUGUGCUACAUCUAUUUUGUCAUGGAGUCUAAUUGGAGGAGCAGUUUUUUAUUUUAGUUUUAUUACAAUUUUGAGUAUAUUAUUAUAUAUAGAAUGUUACAGUCAGGGAUAUCCUGGAGCAUUUACGGCAUUAUGGAAUUCACCAUUUUUCCUUUUUUGUUAUUGUUUUAGAGAACAAUAUCGAAUAGAUCUUUUGAGCAUUCCCAAUAGAUUUGUUGGAUUUAAAAAGUGGACUCGAUUUAGUUUACAUAGAUUCGCGUUAGCAUUUUAUUCUUUAAUAACAACACUUUUAGUCACAUAUUAUCUCACACGGAAAACAGUAGAUAACGAUGAUUUUAUAGCACAAAAAGAGUAUAAAAACGGGGAUGGUUUAUAUCUAAAUGUUGUUUAA